CUAAAUACUUCAAUCAAAGACUCAACAUCUGACUAGCGUUGACUUAUUCCGAAUGGUCAAAACCCUUGUGGUUUCUUCCUUUUGUAUGAGUUUUGACAAGUCAAAAACAAACUAACUCAACAGGGAAUCAUGGAGCUCUCUAUUCCUUCUCAUCUCGGCACACUGCCUUCUCCUUCUUCUCAAGCAUUAAAAGCUAAGGUUAGGGUCUUUUCUAAUAAGUGCAACCUCCAAUUCGUGAACUCAAAUCGUUUUCAAAAGCUUACAAAAAUGGAAUCAAAACAUAUAGCGACGAUUUGUUCUGCUGCUUCUCAAGCCGGAGAAAAUGGUUCCUCAAUUCCAGCUUCUACAUUUGCAAGUAGAGUUGGAGAAGUCAAAAGGGUGACAAAGGAAACGAAUGUACAAGUGAAAAUAAAUUUGGAUGGUACAGGAAUUACUGAUAGUGAUACUGGUAUUCCAUUCCUAGAUCAUAUGUUGGAUCAACUUGCAUCACACGGGUUAUUUGAUGUACAUGUAAAAGCUACUGGUGAUAUUCAUAUCGACGAUCAUCAUACAAAUGAAGAUGUGGCACUCGCUAUCGGAACGAGCUUACUUCAGGCACUUGGGGAUAGAGAAGGAAUUAACAGAUUCGGAGACUUUACAGCUCCUCUUGAUGAAUCUCUUGUACAUGUUUCACUGGAUUUAUCUGGGAGACCUUAUUUGGGCUAUGAUUUAUCCAUACCCACUCAAAGAGUUGGAACGUAUGACACCCAGUUGGUGGAGCAUUUUUUUCAGUCCUUGGUGAAUACCUCUGGAAUGACCCUUCAUAUCCGACAGCUUGCUGGAAAAAAUUCUCACCAUAUUAUUGAGGCAACAUUUAAGGCUUUUGCAAGAGCUCUUCGACAGGCUACCGAGUACGAUCCACGCCGUCAAGGAAAAGUGCCAAGCUCCAAAGGGGUUUUGUCGCGCUCCUAAACCAUGAAGCUAAUGCUUGGAAGUUCGAGAAUCUUUGAGGAAUCUGAACAGAUAAUCUGAACUCCAAAGUAUGUACGGACAUUAGUAGUUGUCAACAGAAUCAUGUUAAAAUUAUGUAUUCAUGUCUAAACCAUUUGUGCUUGAACCUGAGUUGUUAAUUUUGUAAUGGUAGUUUUCAAAUUGCUUCUUUUUGCUUAUGUAAUAUGGGUGGAAAGUGAUCUGAUUGAAAAGAAUGGAAAUGUAGACUACUGUAUGUUGCUUGUAUGAUUCAAUUUCUUGCUUAAGAGCA
Molecule: messenger RNA, 1240 nt
Organism: Papaver somniferum (opium poppy)
Lineage: Eukaryota; Viridiplantae; Streptophyta; Magnoliopsida; Ranunculales; Papaveraceae
Product: imidazoleglycerol-phosphate dehydratase-like
Exons: 9
Coding region: 130-951 (273 amino acids)
Biological process (GO): L-histidine biosynthetic process
Molecular function (GO): imidazoleglycerol-phosphate dehydratase activity
Source: RefSeq, a predicted model, not a curated record